AUGUCUGUCUAUUCGGCCCUCAUUUCAGCUCCCACGCCAGUAAAUAAAGGAGUCAAGAAACUGGAUCAUCCUGUUGGAAUCCGACCAGAACAUAUUGCCAAAGAUGAAACCCUACUAUAUCUCAAACCUAAAUAUGACCACCGCUCGCCCAAUGAAUACACCAUAAAGAACUACUGGGAUGACUCCACCGUAUUCACAAUCACCGGGCACAAAUACGGCGAUACUCCAGCUCGCGAAUUCCGCGAUUCAUCGGGUCUUCCGAUGUUCCACUCUCGCGCGACGUCACUCGCAUGGCGAAGACCGUUGCGCGUGCGAUUACCCGGCAAUGAGCAGGACGAACUGGUGGAUUUCAGAAUACAGUCGAACAAUGUGUGCAAACUUUCGUUUCGCAAUUCUAUGGCGCCUGAGAUUGAAGAUAAAAGCUAUAAUAUCGUUAAUGUCGAAGUGCGCGAUACGGACAAUGCCCUGUGUUCAGGCUGCUCGGCUACAGUGAAAGGCCAGAAAGUACUCGAUGUUCGUGAGAGCAUCACGAUGAACAAGACUUUGCCCAGGUGGCGGGUACAAGGUGAUGUCUCCUUGAUGCCUCGGCAGGUCCUUGAGGUACUUGUAGCUGAGGGGUUUGACAUGUCACUCGCUGCUCUGAUUGCUGUACACAUGGCGGAUACGAAAUUUAGCACAGCUCCUCCUCCUCGACGCUGA
Penicillium soppii is the source of this 699-nucleotide messenger RNA. RefSeq lists its product as uncharacterized. The record is from RefSeq and is a predicted model, not a curated record. Lineage: Eukaryota; Fungi; Ascomycota; Eurotiomycetes; Eurotiales; Aspergillaceae. The coding region runs from base 1 to 699 and encodes 232 amino acids. The transcript is spliced from 2 exons.